CUCCAAUAUAUAUAUAUAUAUAUAUAUAUAUAUAUAAAACCUUUCUAUUGUUAUCCGCUGUUGUAGUAACAUCAGAGUCGCGUUUUUGUUGUUAUUAUUAACGUGGGUGCACAUAAUUUUCAAGAAUGUCAAUUAAUUUAUUUUGGAAGUUCGUCGCGCUAGUGUUAUUAUGUGCAUAUGUCGUGACAAUGGCAGAUGCUCUCCCACAAGCUCCUGAACAACCAGAGCCGUAUGAAUAUCAGUUCGAGGUAAAAGACCCGGAAAAGGAAUUAUUCUUUAACAAAAACGAAGCCGGUGACGCUCAAGGCAAAGUACAAGGACAAUAUUCCGUUUGGUUGCCCGAUGGAAGAUUAAUGACGGUGGCUUACACGGCUGAUGGUGUGGAAGGCUUUGUACCGAAAAUAACAUUCGAUACCAAUAAUCCUUUAGGUUAAAAGAUCCCAUCUGGUCUUGGUUUAACUUUGGUCUUCAAACGUGAAUGGAUUCAUGUUUAUAGCUAUACAAUUAAAGAAAACACAACACACACACACAUCAUACGUAUACUUAUUAUUAUUAUUAUUACAUGUAUGUAUCAUUAUGUCUCUCUUUCAAGAGAGAUUAUUAACCUAUCAAUGCGUAAAGUUUUUAGUUAAUAUUUACUCACAUUCGUGGUUGGAGAAGGUUAGAAUAAAUAUGUACUGUUUUCUCUAUUGUUUUUUUUUUUGUAUGUUAUAUAUGUAUGUAGUUGAAUGGUAAAUAAGCGUUUCUAAAGUCAAAUUGAUCGCGAUUCUUUUUUAUAUAAAUAUGUUUUAAACAAAUAAAUUUAAUUAAAUAGUCUUUCUCAUCAUCAUUACCCUUGUUUUGAUCAUUUUCGUUUAUAUUCUCUCGAAUUAUUCUUGUUUUUAUGCCCAUAUAUAUCCUCUACAUUGUGUCCGCGAAAUAUUCAGUAAAUAUCUAUAUAUAUAAUAAAGAAUGCGAUAAAAGGACAA
This is a messenger RNA of Glossina fuscipes, 968 nucleotides long. Its product is annotated as cuticle protein 21-like. The transcript is spliced from 3 exons. Gene Ontology annotation, cellular component: extracellular matrix. Lineage: Eukaryota; Metazoa; Arthropoda; Insecta; Diptera; Glossinidae. The coding region runs from base 126 to 434 and encodes 102 amino acids. The record is from RefSeq and is a predicted model, not a curated record.